CUCUCUCUCUCUUCACCGCCACUCCCUUCUCCCUACUUCUGUACCUUCCUUAUUUUCUCUCCAAACAAAUAAAAAAAAAUUAUUUUUUUGCUUUCUUUGAAGAAUCUGAGUUUUUAGCAAUGGUUUCAUUGGGAGCUAUAUAUACUAUAGCCUAUGUGUUUCUGUUUACUAUCUCUUUGGUUUUGGGUGGUGAUAUAGUUCACCAUGAUGAUGUUGCCCCCACAAGACCUGGUUGUGAGAACAACUUUGUUCUGGUCAAAGUCCCGACUUGGAUCGAUGGUGUGGAAAAUGAUGAAUAUGUUGGUGUUGGUGCAAGAUUCGGCCCUACAUUGGAAUCAAAAGAAAAACAUGCCAAUCAUACUAGAGUUGUCAUGGCUGAUCCUCCUGAUUGUUGUAGCAAGCCUAAGAAUAAGCUUACCAGUGAGAUCAUUUUGGUGCAUCGAGGAAAAUGUAGUUUCACAACCAAGGCAAAUAUAGCUGAUGAAGCCGGUGCUUCAGCCAUCAUCAUUAUAAACUAUCGUACAGAACUUUUCAAGAUGGUUUGUGAGGAAAAUGAAACUGAUGUUGAUAUUGGAAUACCUGCUGUUAUGCUUCCACAAGAUGCUGGAUUAAAUUUGGAAAGACAUAUAAAAAAUAACUCCAUAGUGUCCAUACAGUUAUACUCUCCGCUGCGUCCGUUAGUUGAUGUUGCAGAAGUGUUUUUGUGGCUUAUGGCUGUCGGUACGAUUUUAUGUGCUUCGUAUUGGUCUGCUUGGACUGCCAGAGAAGCUGCUAUUGAGCAAGAAAAGCUUCUAAAGGAUGCUCCAGAUGAAUAUGUUGCAGAAAGUGUUGGUUCUCGAGGUUAUGUGGAAAUCAGUACUACAGCAGCAAUAUUAUUUGUUGUGCUUGCUUCUUGUUUCUUGGUUAUGCUGUACAAAUUAAUGUCAUAUUGGUUUGUUGAAGUUCUGGUGGUUCUAUUUUGCAUUGGUGGGAUAGAGGGCCUGCAAACUUGUUUGGUGGCUUUAUUAUCAUGUUUCAGAUGGUUUCGACAACCUGCACAGACAUUUGUGAAAAUACCCUUCUUUGGAGCUGUUCCAUAUCUGACACUUGCUGUUACUCCCUUCUGCAUAGUGUUUGCAGUGGUUUGGGCGGUUAAACGCCAUGCAUCAUGUGCGUGGAUCGGUCAAGACAUUCUUGGUAUUGCAUUGAUAAUUACAGUUCUUCAGAUUGUCCGCAUACCAAAUCUCAAGGUUGGGACUGUUCUUCUCAGUUGUUCUUUCCUAUAUGACAUCUUAUGGGUGUUCGUCUCGAAAUGGUGGUUCCAUGAGAGUGUGAUGAUAGUGGUAGCUCGAGGUGAUAAAAGUGGAGAAGAUGGUAUCCCCAUGCUUCUCAAGAUACCGCGAAUGUUUGAUCCUUGGGGCGGUUACAGCAUCAUCGGUUUUGGGGACAUAAUCUUACCUGGACUGCUAGUAGCAUUUUCACUAAGGUAUGAUUGGUUGGCGAAGAAGAACCUUCGGUCCGGAUACUUCGUGUGGGCAAUGACUGCUUAUGGUUUAGGUCUCCUCAUCACAUAUGUGGCUUUGAACUUGAUGGAUGGACAUGGCCAGCCAGCUUUGCUUUAUAUAGUCCCAUUUACACUUGGCACCUUUUUGUCGUUGGGAAAGAAGAGAGGCGACCUCAAGAUUUUAUGGACAAGAGGAGAACCAGAAAGGCCUUGUCCUCAUAAUCAAGAAGUUAACCAAUCAAAUUAACCACCAUUGAUCUCCAACAAACUUGUAUCUUAGCUAUUAGUAUAUAAGAUAGUGAUGUAGAAACUCUUAGGAGAUUGUUAACAUAUGUAACAUUAUUGUAACUAAAUUCCAGCCAAAUGAUUUCAUAACAUGGACUUAAAAAUCAGCAGCUGAGAGUUGAAACAGAUACCACCCUUUUGUGUGUUGUAACAUUAUUUUUUCUGAUAUAGCAGAUUGGAGAGGUGAGAAUCCAUAUUCUGGUUGAUGUCUUUGCAGAUUCCACGAGUCUUCUCAGAAACCAAGUCUGGCAAAGCAAAUGUCAAGAAGCAAAAUGAUCUCACUGAAGACGCCAUUCAAAAAAGGUUUGGAUUUGGUUCAGUAACUGUGUGACUAAGUUAUUGAUCUCAACCUUUCGAUCACAAAUCAACAAUCAAGAUUGUUUAAAGCAAAUUUUAUUAUUGUGUAACCUGAACCGUCUGAUCUCAAAUUAAUGGUUGAGAUCGCUGUUUACCGUGUGAAACUGUAAGGAAGUUCAUCUGCAGACAAUUUGGAUCCAUUCAGAAGAGGGAAGACUAAUAAAAUGCGGAAAGACUAAUAAAAGGCUGGCUUACACUGAGAGGCUGUUGUUUACUAUUGAGUCACAAUAACUCGUAUUGUAUUAUUAUUAUGAGUAUUUAAUUCCAUUCGUGUUGUUGUGGUUGUGUAACAUAGAUUUCAAUUUGAAUCUAGUUAAAUUAUAAUUUUUACAAGCUUUUUGUCU
Messenger RNA from Cicer arietinum (chickpea), 2469 nucleotides. RefSeq names its product signal peptide peptidase-like 4. The record is from RefSeq and is a predicted model, not a curated record. Gene Ontology annotation, biological process: membrane protein proteolysis. Gene Ontology annotation, molecular function: aspartic endopeptidase activity, intramembrane cleaving. Lineage: Eukaryota; Viridiplantae; Streptophyta; Magnoliopsida; Fabales; Fabaceae. Gene Ontology annotation, cellular component: lysosomal membrane; cytoplasmic side of endoplasmic reticulum membrane; lumenal side of endoplasmic reticulum membrane.